This is a messenger RNA of Haliotis rufescens (red abalone), 7026 nucleotides long. RefSeq names its product matrix metalloproteinase-2-like. Gene Ontology annotation, biological process: collagen catabolic process; proteolysis; extracellular matrix organization. NCBI's taxonomy places the organism in Eukaryota, Metazoa, Mollusca, Gastropoda, Lepetellida, Haliotidae. Gene Ontology annotation, molecular function: metalloendopeptidase activity; zinc ion binding. The record is from RefSeq and is a predicted model, not a curated record. Gene Ontology annotation, cellular component: extracellular matrix. The transcript has 9 exons. Bases 1021 to 2838 code for a protein of 605 amino acids.
GGUUGAAUGAAUAUUGUAGCACACGACCUUUCCCGAGUCGCGCUGUUACAUAGGUCUCAGCGUCCGAGUCAAGCGAGAUUAACAAACCAGAUGUGGCCCUGGCCCGUCGCUAUAGAUAGUGAUAUAGACUAUAGCCGUUGUUUACCUGUUGUGGUGGGAGGUAAAGUCAUGUGAGGAAAUGAACACAAGCGAGUUGUAGUUAGAGAGAUACUUAUUGAGUCUGACAGUGCCAUUACGCUUAUGAUUUGGCGCAUACAAUCAGGUGUUCGGGACCGGAUGCAGUUAAGUAGUCAGUUCGGAUUAUAGAGGGUUCAAUGUACAUAGCAAUACCUGUAUGCCUUGACGCAGAAUGUAUCACGAUUUGUGUCCGUGUUAAUUGACCAGACAUAGAUCGCUGGCCGUUCAUUCAGCUGGUUAGCCGAGCCGUGUCCUAGGCCCAACGAUCGUCUGCUUCUGUCGACUGCAGUGAGAGUCGUCUGCUCGGGAACACAGGAAGUGCCAAGCUACCAUAUUUAGAGGGUUGUGCCUGCAGCUGUGUGGGGAGAGAGUGUUGCACCUCAACGUCGCGCGGUGUAUUAACUGGGUCGGAUCUAGAAAGACGGCUAGUUAGAUUGAACACACAGCCCACGUUCUGGCCCUACAUCCUUUUCGCUCAAUUUCCCCACAUUCAAAGACGGAGGCGCAGAGAGUCGGUAGAUUCCUGCCAGGCUAUAUUUAGACCCGGCACACGGAGCGUGCGCCGACUGGUGCUGGUCUAGUUGGAGUUGUGAGCGAGGGAGUGGACGGGAGUUUUGACAAUAAUUCCCCCAUAUGGAGAGAAGGACUUAGCAAGGGUUAAUCCCAUCACAGGUUGGGCAGAGUGCUGUUGCAAAAUGUCGGAUUAGGAUUAAGCCGGAACCUUGAUUGAGCUCGAGAGACGGAAACAUACUCAAACUGAGAUCGUUGCUCCGGACUUUGGAAGUUGCCUCAUCACUUGUUUACCUUUGUCUGAGUAGCCUGGGUCUUAUAGGAACGAGUGAUAUGAUGGAAUCUGGAUACCGAGUGACCAGUUGUCUCACAAGGAGCCGGUGUGUCCGAUGCAGCAAUAUGGACGAAUGUUGUAAACGUGCUGCAUCGUGCUGUAUUCGGUCAGAACAGCCAAGGUGUAAUUCCCCACUCUCGUCCGUCGACAAACUCUCCCUACCUGCAAUGUCUUUCAUCUUGCUAAAGUUAUGUAUAUUAGUGGUUUUGUUUGGAUACUCGAAUGCCAUAUCUAACACAGAGAGACACAACAAGGAAAUGAGAAGUAAAGCUGUGGAAUACCUCGCAAAGUUCAAGUACCUGUCAGGUCCAAGCCAGGAGACGGGGAACCUCAUGUCCCAGAAAGACAUGACAAGGGCCAUCAAGAAUUUCCAGAGAGUCGGACAGAUACCAGAGACAGGCAUAGUGGAUCAGAGGACGAUCGAGUUGAUGCAGAAACCCAGAUGCGGGAACAGCGACGAGAAUAUCUUCGAUGCAGUACGUCGACGGAGGAAGAGAUAUUUGUUGGCGCCGACAAAGUGGGAAAAGAAAAACCUCACAUUUAAGAUGAUCAACUACACGCCUGACAUGCGACCGGAGCAGGUUCAGACAGUCAUCCACAGCGCCUUCAAGGUGUGGAGUGAGGCCACUCUCCUCACGUUCACCGAGGUGAUGCACGGGGAUGCUGACAUCAUGAUCCAGUUUGCCAGCAGAUACCACCAGGACGGAUACCCAUUUGAUGGAAAAGGUAUGAUCCUGGCUCAUGCAUUUUUCCCUGGAGACGGCAAGGGAGGUGACACACACUUCGACGACGAUGAACAUUGGACGUAUAACUCCUCUGAUGGUGUGGAUCUCUUCAUGGUAGCAGCCCACGAGUUCGGUCACGCCCUUGGAUUGGCCCACAGCACAGAGCCCGGGGCACUCAUGUACCCAUGGUAUCAGGGUUUCCAGAAGACGUUUGCACUACCUCAUGAUGACAUCAGGGGCAUCCAGAAACUAUACGGGUUCAAAAUUAUGGAACUACCACAGAAGCCUACAGUGAAGGUGGUCACAAACGCCACAGUGACCAAGAGCAAGGAACCGGAUGAAGAGACACCGAGGGUGGACAUUGACACAUCUAAGCCAGCUGACCCAUGUGUCCACUCGUUCGACGCCAUCACUGUCAUUAGGCAGGAGGUCUGCCUCUUCAUCGGGAAGUUUUUCUGGCGCUUGGAUUCGCGUCAUAUACUACGGGACCCUGUCCACAUACACAAGUUCUGGUACGGGCUUCCAGUGUCAGUAGAUCACAUAGAUGCAUUGUACGAAAGACCAACCGACGGAAAAAUAGUCUUCUUCUCAGGUGACAAACACUGGGUGUUCAACGCCAACUAUCUUGAGGCGGGCUACCCGAAGGAAGGCCGCCCGAUCACGGAGCUGGGUAUUCCCCCUGAUGUGAAGAAGAUAGACACGGUGUUUGUGUGGGGGUUCAAUAAACGCACAUACCUGGUGAGCGGCGACAUGUACUGGAAACUAGACGAGAACAACACCUACGUGGAGUACGACUACCCCCGCGACAUGAGCAUCUGGCGCGGAAUACCCAUCCCCAUCGACGCUGCCUUCCAGUACUGGGACAAAAAGACGUAUUUCUUCCAAGGCCAGAAUUACUAUGAGUUCUAUGACUUGAAGAUGCGUGGUCGACGAGGCUAUCCUAAAUCCAUAGCUAAAGACUGGCUCAAAUGCUCAGGAGCGCAAAUUCAAUAUACGUUACCGAACAGAUUCCAAGGCGCAGCACCAUCUAUAUCCGGUCACGUGAUCCUCAUACUUUCAUGUUUAUAUUUCUUAUAUCAUCAGUCACAUUAGUGGCGAGCAGUUGUGCGCCUUGUCGGUUGUAAUUGUAUGUUAGUUCACACGUCGCCUUUAGAUCAUAGCACCUCAAAUUAGCCUUUCGUUAUAUUUGCUGUCACCAAGGAAGUAUUUUGGCCAUAUUGUGAUUUGUCAUUAAAUAUACAGUAUUAUAAUGUUUGGCCAGAAGAUCUUCACUUGUUGGAUCCUUUGUGUUAUUCAAAGAUGGAUGCAUAUUUUAUUGGCUCUUAAGAGCCAGACUAAGAAAAUACUCAUGUUGAUUUGAUUCUUGAUAAGAUAAUGUAAGUAAUGGUCAUAUUUAUUUAUUUCAUUUUUGUACAUAAUGUUCCGAAAUAUUCUUUUGUUUGUUGUACUCGUUGUAAUCAUUUCGGAUUUCUAGGGUAUUGAGAUGGUCUGUGUGCAUCCACAAUACCUCUCGGAGUAGAGAGAAUAGAGUUUAUAUAAUGUUAUUGGAUGCACACUGUUUCUAAUUCUCUAACUGUGCAGUAAAUAUUUGUACAUCUGCGGCAUUAAAAAAAACAAGAAUAAUGAAAUAUAACUUCAGGAUUUUUUUUUAAUUUUGAAAAAAUAAAAGAUGAAAGUGAAGCUGCCAAGCUUACCGCUAGAUGAUUUUAAUAAUUUUUAAAAACAUGGUAAACAAGUCAAGGAUGACAAAUAUGUAAAAAACAUUCUCUGUGAGUUCUGUUGUCCCGUGUCCAUCUGUGUGUCUACUGUAAGACGUUGGCAACUUUGGAGACGUUGCCGAAACGUCAUGGCGACUACACCGACCAAACGGAGAAAUAAGGCCAAUCAAUGAGGCACACACCUCUUUGUCGUCAGGCUAAUUUAUUCUCAUUUCCAUCCAACAUGUUAUUCAAGAUCAUCUGAAAUGGCUCAAUCGCAUCCUGCCAGGAACAAUAAACACAGGGGGAAUAUCAGGAGACAAAGGCGAUUAUUUUAGUUACAAAUAUGUCCGCCUUUUCUUGCCAUGUACCGUCAUCGCCACAGCUACAGUAUAAUCGUGUAUGUAAUUAAUGAUAGACAUUAGGUUGUGUUUCGUUUAGCAAUGGUGCCAGCUUGACCAUAUCUACUUCAUACAUCUUUGCUUAGUAUCUAUCGUUAUAACAUUAUUUCUGCAUGCGUAUUGCAAUACUCAAUCUGGUCUUAUGUGAUAUUCCAAGUGUGGAUGCUUGUUUGUGGAGUAAUGAUGUUAUUAUAAUUGGUAAAUACUAUUAAUGUUAUUUCGUGACACUGACUUUUUUAUAUGGCCAAAUAUUAGUAAUAUGCGCAUUAUAGAAAACUAGAAGGUCUCUAGCUGUCUUUGUAAAUUCACAACUGCCCGUACAAGUCAGUUUGUAGGAAUAUCGCUAUUUCGUUUUUGCUCAAUUAUGUUCUUUCUAGUCUCCCGUAGACUGUGGUAACCUGGGCAAUACUCAUCGUAUGUGUGUGUUGCAUUGUCCAAUAUACGGUAAUCUUUAUGUGCCAAAAUUGUAGAACGGAUGCAUGUUUUGUAAAGGUAAACAAAUAAUAACAACUGAAUUUCAAAGAGGAUUGCUUAUGGUAAUCCAGGUGAUGGACUUCGUUCUACAAUUUUAAAAACUAUAAAGAAUCCCAGCAAAUGUGUACUUGUAGAUUUUUUGUGUAUUUGUCCCCACUGCCCUCCCGUAUAACUCUGGUGCUGAUGUUUGCGAUUUCAGUAGCUAGCUUGCUCUCCAUAGAUGCAAUACUCUCAUAGUGUAAAACUGUUACACAAUAAUACACAGUAUAUUUUGUGAAGAGACGGUUUAAGGGUAUGUCUAUAUUUUGCGUUUGAGAUGGUGAUUAUACGGGCUGUGCGAUUAUGUUUGAUUUAAAAUUCGCUGGGAUGUUGAUAAUAUUAAUAGCGAAAUAUGAUUAUACAUUGGGCUUGAGAGGAAUAAUCCAACGGCCUGAUCGAGCUUUAAGUGUCCUUUGGACUUGUGUGGGUUUUAUUGGAAAUGGUGCUGUUCGGAGAUGAGACGUUUGUUAUCGCAGACGUUACGAUUUUAAUAAAGGAUGGUGGUCUUGGUGGGAAUAUCGUGUUUUGUUUAAAGUUACAUUGAAGUGAAGGUAGAAACUGGGCAUUUUGGUGAUAGAUUCCUUUCUAUCUCGUAUGUUUUAUUGACGAUGGUUCUAAAACGAACGACUGAAGAAUAUGAUCUAAGUUAUUAUUAUCAUUCUGAAGACGAUAAUUCCCCAUUUCCAUAUAUUCAGUCUGCAACGUCAUUUAUGACGUAUUGUACAUAUUCAUCACAAUCAUAAUGACGUUUGAGUACGUCAGCAUCUUUUCACGUCUGUCACGUUAAUACAUGUAUUCACAUUUUCACCGUGUUGCUUAAGAAUGUGUACACUGUCCAUAUUUUCUGUAGUACUCUCCGAACCCAGUCUGUGAUUACACAUGCGUACAUAUACGUUAUGAUAAAUAUAACCUGACCAAGGUGUAGCUUAUUUUAGGAUGUCUCCGAACUGUUCCGGUGCAAGCUAUAAAUGAAGCAUCACUUAUUGGUUUUAGUAUGAAUGUAUCUUUCACAUGUAGUGCCACAGUGCUGAUGAGAUUAUCAUUUAUAUAUUAUAUAUACAAGAUAUAUAAGUUUUGAUGUAGACCCGCCUAGCGAUUCGUAUAAUGUGCUUUCAUUUCCCCACAAAACCGUCCUUCGUAGCCGACACAACGCUCAUACUAGUACAUAGACUUAGAACUGUAGACACUGGAACCCUGUUUCAUCCGGAUAUUGAUAAACUGUCAAUUCCACACACGGACGAUACCUAUGAGGAAUAUCUAUGUCCAAAUGGACACCACUCACCCGUUAGGGACCGACUAUUUCAAUUCUUAAGUGGGUUUUGGGGAUUUUAUGGAGAGAAGAAAUGUCACCGAAGGUUCUUUAAAAAAUAAGCUUCAGGCUGUUAAUUUUGAAAUUUAAAAAGAAUUGCCUGCCACAAGAAUGACAUUGUUGAAAGGUGGUUUUCAGUCUACAAAGUUUUAUUUUUUAAAAAUCUGUUUUUGUACGCUGUAGCUGAAAUAAUAUUUCGAUAGAAAAUCAUCCCCAAUCCACCCCGACCCACCAAAAGGUCGGUCCCUUAAUGAGUCACCCAUUAGCACGGAAGACGUUUCAGUGGUAAGUGUACUGUCUGGAUUAGAGGGGUCCCACUGUAUGCAACCGGUUCCAUGUAAGCUCCCGCGGUGUUAGACUUGGUGACGAUAUAAUGGUGCUUUUUGUUGAGGAUGUCACACACAGUGGUGUGAGUGUUUGCUAUAUUUAUCAAGACACAAUGUUAAUAGUGUGUUACUGCAACACAUGUGCGAGUACGGUAACCAAUAUAGUGUUAGACGUUCCUUUAGUUAGUGACUGAAACGAUAUUGUUGAAGAGCAAGAACCAAUUCCUGAGUAAGUCUGUCUGAGUUCUGGGUGGGAAAUCCAGGAGCGGCCUGAAGCAUUCCACAGUAGUAGAGGCCAUUCUUUUACACUAUAAUAUUACUACUGCCGCGCUCCUUCUAAUGUAACUGUGCACUUGAUGUACGAUGUAUUCAUUAAUUGGAUUACGUCAUAUCUAGUGAGUGUAGAGCGCAGUAAGGGGUCAUUAGCUCUUCGAUUGUAAUCUUAAGGAGUAAGCGUAUAUACUGAUGGAUUAAAAUAAAGGAACGCUUAACAGCAUGGAAAGAGAACCUCCACUGUUGUAUACAAUAUCAAUAAUACAAAUGAACCAGAUUAGAUUUGUUUUCCCUGGUGUGUUGUUGGACAAUGUUUGGGACGUGCGAAUAUGUAAAACCAUGUUCUUCUUUACAUCCGUUCCAUUAUUUUUUGUCAACAGUAUACAUGAAUAAUACUUAUAUUAAGUAAUAAGGUUUUUCGCGAUUUGUUUUAUAUAACUGAAUCGAUCAAGUGCGGUACGUUGACGCUUGCUAUGGCACAUGCGUGUGACAGUAUGUAGAUAUGAAAACUUCCCGACUGUGAGUGAAAAGUAACUAUUUUUGUUUCUUGUAAAGCCUAAGUAAGUCUUGGUUACGCUGUCUUGGAAUGUAUUUGUAUCAUGUCAUGAGGAUGCACCCUAAGAAGCACGGUUAUCUCCCCUUGAGGGCGAGUUAGCAUUGUGCUGUCGUGUCUACACUCGCUGUUUGAUGAUGUAUUUUGAGCUUGCUUGGAACUAUGUUCAGAAAGCCACAUCUCUGCAAAUAAAGUUUAGUCAAACUUA